This is a messenger RNA of Xiphophorus couchianus (Monterrey platyfish), 3365 nucleotides long. RefSeq names its product prolactin releasing hormone receptor 2a (gene prlhr2a). The coding region runs from base 321 to 1418 and encodes 365 amino acids. Gene Ontology annotation, cellular component: plasma membrane; neuron projection. The transcript is spliced from 3 exons. Lineage: Eukaryota; Metazoa; Chordata; Actinopteri; Cyprinodontiformes; Poeciliidae. The record is from RefSeq and is a predicted model, not a curated record. Gene Ontology annotation, biological process: G protein-coupled receptor signaling pathway. Gene Ontology annotation, molecular function: neuropeptide binding; neuropeptide Y receptor activity.
GAGAUUUUCUGCUGGAUUUGAGGGCUUCACCACCUCACAAACUCCUUCAGUCGGCCGAGCCGUCAGUCAAUUUGGAGGUAACUACUAAAGCGAUCCGUCUCCGAGAACCGAACUUGUUGAUUUUCCUGCAGCACACAAACCCCGAGCGCUUAUCUGAGUCUGACACAUGAGCAAUAAAAGCGCACAUCUGCUGCAGCCUUCAUCUGUGAGAGGAGCGCGCAACACAACAACUCCUGAGAGGAGGCGCACAGUCUGUCGAAGUACUACCCUGCCACUAAAAUCUGGGAAAUUGAGCAUAAGGUCCACACCGUCCUCUCUGGAUGGAGGGCACAGGCAACAGCUGGACAGCCGAGCACAGCGCCACAUACAUGGAGCGCGGCGACGGCGGGAACGACACGGCUCCGGUGUUUGAGGUGGUGCUGCAGAACAGCUCCUCCACGCGCAUCCCUCAGUUUGCUGGUGUGGAGCUACUUCAGUCAUUCAAGCUGCUUAUAAUACCCUGCUACACCCUUGUGGCCAUCGUAGGCAUCUUUGGCAAUUACCUCCUCCUCUAUGUGAUAUGCCGCACGCGCAAGAUGCACAACGUCAUCAACUUCUUCAUUGGAAAUCUGGCUUUCUCUGACAUGCUGAUGUGCGCCACGUGCGUCCCCUUCACUCUGGCCUACGCUUUCAACCCUCAUGGCUGGGUGUUCGGCCGGUUCAUGUGCUACCUGGUGUACCUCAUCCAGCCGGUGACGGUUUACGUGUCGGUGUUCACGCUUACUGCCAUCGGCGUGGACAGAUAUUAUGCCACCGUUCACCCGCUGAAGAAGCGAAUCUCAGUGUUGGCGUGCACCUACCUUCUGUCUGGGAUCUGGCUGCUGUCCUGUGGCCUCGUGGCUCCUGCUGUGGCUCACACCUACCACGUGGAGUUCAAGAACGAGGGCUUCACCAUCUGCGAGGAAUUCUGGAUGGGUCAGGAGAGAGAGCGGCUGGCUUACGCCUACAGCACUCUCCUCAUCACUUACGUCCUGCCUCUGUCGGCGCUCUGCAUCUCCUACCUGUGCAUCUCGGUCAAGCUGAGGAACUGCGUCGUACCGGGCCACCACACCCAGAGCCAGGCGGAGGCUCAGCGCCUGCGCAAGCGCAAGACAUUUCGCCUUGUGAGUCUCGUGGUUGCAGCUUUUGGCAUCUGCUGGAUGCCCAUUAGCGUGUUCAACGUCCUGCGUGACAUUGACAUUGAUCUUAUUGAUAAGCACUACUUUCUGCUCAUUCAGCUGCUCUGCCAUCUGUGCGCAAUGAGCUCGUCUUGUUGUAACCCUUUCCUCUACGCAUGGCUGCACGACCGCUUUCGCGCCGAGCUUCGCAAAAUGUUCACAUGCCGCCGGCGGAUUGGCAUCUCUGCCAACAACUGCGCCACAGCCAGCGUGGUUUUGUGAAGUUCUUCUGCUUUGUGCCACAGUCAAGUAGAGUCAUCUCAUUCUGAUAACUGUCUAAGGUAGAUCUGUUCAAGUGCAGAGGAGAUCUUGCACUUGAACAGAUCUCACUUUGCCUUUUAAAAAAAAACAGACCCUUGUUCUACACUUUGCUUUGCACAACUAGGCAAUUUUUGUACUACGGAGAAACAAAUGAUUGCUUCCUGUAGGCGUGGAUUGUUUGAGGUUUUAAAUUUCAUCCAGUCGCUAACAUUUGGCCAUGACGUAUCUAUGAAGCUUAUUGGAAAUUGCCUGCACUGUGAACAACUAUCCUCCACUGUGAACAGAGAAGUGCCGAGCAGAACGAGGCUGCUGUUGAUGUUAAUUCAAUAUUUGAAAACGUGACCAACAUAGACUGAACGGCUGCGUUCAUGUCCUGCGCUGAAGUUACUAAAACUACUGGCAGUCUACGAUUCUAAAACAGUGCAGAAAAUCUACAUUAUCAUUCACAACUUCUCCUUCUGUUCGCUGAUUGGCCAGGAUGAAUUUCAACCAGAGAAAUUGAGAUCAAUGGAAGAAAGCCCAGACAGAGCACAAAAUGGAGAUUAGAAACUAUCGCAUUUGCGUAGAAAGACAAUAGCCAGGCUAGCUCCAAACUCAGUGUAGCCAUAUAAUAUAAAAAUGUAAAGUGUCCCAUUUUGUCAAGUGUUUUUUUACUUACAAGCUGAACUGAAAAUAAAAUCUAUUAAAUGUAUAUUGCUGGGAUGUCAAAUUUGAUUGCUUUCUUUUUUAUUUAUUUAUGUUAAUAUGUUAAACAAAUAGUUAUGUAUAGUUUAAGCCUAGGUUUCUGUUAACUUUCAUAAUUAUGGCUCACAGCUUUAAUCCAAACCUGAAAUUCAGUUUCCCCAGACAAUUCUUACUGUUAUGCUUUGUCCUACAUGAUUAUGGAGGGAGAUUAAUGACUUACAGAUUAUCUGGAAGACAGUCUCCACAUGUAGCGUAAGCCACAAAAGGUCAUUUCUAAACAAGCUGGCUGUUCAGCGAAAGCUUAAUCAAGCAAACUAUUGGGAAGUUGAUUGGAAGGCAAAGGUACAGUAAAAAACAAUGCUUGAGCAAUGUUUUUCAAAUCAACAAUCCUUUCAAGAUUGUUGUAAAAUCAACAAUCUUGAAAGGAUUGCAAAGCAAAGUCCAUUCAAGAGUUUGGUGGAAAUUCACAAGACAUGGAAUGUGGGUGGAAUCAGUGCUUCAAGAGCCACCACACACAGGCGUAUCCAUCUGUCACAUUCCUUGUGUUAGUCCACCUGUAAAACCAGACACAAUGUCAGAAGAGCCUCACCCGGGCAAAAAGUUUUUCUACAUGGUUUAACUGAUGUAGAUAUGUUUUUUUCUAAACAUAUUACUGGCCAUUUAAAGAUUUGCCUUCUCUUUUCACACUAUAACAAUUACAAUGUUGCUUUGUGAUACUGUAUGAGUGUUGCUAAUUGGUUGAAGAAGCAGCUUGAUAUUUCAUCAGGGGCGUUCAUAACAGAGACAUCCUAUGGUUGAUCACAUGCAGCAGCCACUUACUGGCAAUAAAAGACAGAAAGAUUAAAUGUGAGCGCGCUGUGGUGUGAUGGUGCAGCGCCGCAUCACACCAUCACUUGUGGGUCUAAAAGCAUGAAUGCUGGGUUAAUUUUAGACCUGUAAUUGUAGGCCUGAGUGUGUUUGUAUAUGGUUGUUUUCUGAUGGAUGAGCAAUGUGUUCAGAGUUCGUCCCACCGUAAACACAACUAUGAGCAAAGUGAGUACAGAAAAUGAUUGAGUUAAGAAUUGUUGGUGCCAAAAAACUUGCAUUGAUUAUUACAGGUGAUCGUGAGUGUUAUUUAAAGUUAUCCUCCAGUAGUGUGUUUUAUUUCCACUAAAUGUAUUCUGACUUUAAAAAAAAGUAUAGAUUCCACACCCCAAAACACCCUAAAUAAAUAAAUGCCAAUUC